Rhagoletis pomonella (apple maggot) is the source of this 462-nucleotide messenger RNA. Its product is annotated as chaoptin-like. Gene Ontology annotation, molecular function: protein binding. NCBI's taxonomy places the organism in Eukaryota, Metazoa, Arthropoda, Insecta, Diptera, Tephritidae. The record is from RefSeq and is a predicted model, not a curated record.
AGACGAAGGUAUUUCUUGGGCUACCUUUCCGCAGAUGCCUUACUUGCUUGAAUUGGACAUCGGCAACUGCAACAUAGAGUUCAUUGCACGUGAAGUAUUCCAGAACAUCACCGGGCUCCGCAAGCUUUUCAUGCCGCACAAUAAAAUGCUCGACAUUCCAUCUGACACCUUUCAACUGCUACCCCAUCUAGAGUAUCUUGAUUUAUCCUUCACUAAUUUAUUGGAAAUCGACUAUAGGACAACACAUCCCACACUCAAUGCUGUGUGGCAGCUCGUUUAUGGUGUUCAAAUACAUAAAGACACUUUCAAGAAUCUAAAUAAUCUCACGUAUCUCGAUUUGUCGCAUACGAAGGUAACAAGCAACAGCGCCAUGGCAUUUACGUAUCUCGGCCAGAGUCUGAAAUUCAUGAGUUUAUGUUAUACAUCCUUUCCCAUGGUUGGCAAUGCGUUUUUCAAAAAUAC